Messenger RNA from Ricinus communis (castor bean), 4656 nucleotides. RefSeq names its product protein TOPLESS-RELATED PROTEIN 2. The transcript has 25 exons. Bases 927 to 4343 code for a protein of 1138 amino acids. Lineage: Eukaryota; Viridiplantae; Streptophyta; Magnoliopsida; Malpighiales; Euphorbiaceae. Gene Ontology annotation, biological process: regulation of DNA-templated transcription. The record is from RefSeq and is a predicted model, not a curated record. Gene Ontology annotation, molecular function: protein binding.
AGAGAGAGAGGGUUAAUAUAAGAUGAAUAUUUAUUUCCAACAACAGGGAGAUAGACAUUUAUAGGUACAAUAGAGAGAGAAAAGUCCAGUAGUUGUAGUAGGCAUACAGGACAUAACACAAACCUUUGUCUAAGUCUUAGAGAGAGAAAAAGUAUACAUAUAUAAAGAAAGAUAUAGAGAGAGAAAGCACUAAAAUAAGAAAAACAAAAGAAAAGAAAAGUAUAUCAUCAAGUCCUAGAGAGAGAAAGAGAAAAAAGAAAGAAGAAAGUGAGGGUUGUUUGUUGCCAAGUGUAGCUGCAAAGAGCCCUAAAAAAAAAAACGAAAACCCUAACCCUAAAGAAAUGCUUCAUUUUUGCUGCUAUGUGCUUUGGUAACCAGUAAGGCCUUGUUAUUUUUAGCUUCACUAGAGAAACAAAUGCAACUAAAGUUCACAUUUUUAUGGUGAUUUAUUGUGAAAUCAACCUCCUCUGUAAUCUGCUUUAUAGGGACUCAUGUUUUCUUGCAUAUUUUACCCUCUUUUCUUUUGCUAAGAAUUAGGGUUAGGAAUUCUGGGAGGCUUAUAUGAAGUGAGCUUGCUGCAGUUAGAGGUGAUGCUGUUAUUUUAAAUUGGGAACUUUUAAAUCUCUGCACUUUUUUGGCUUUUUGAUGAAUUCGGUGUCUGUUGUUUUGGCAAAGAAAUUAGCUUCCUUGAUGUUGAAGUACGUAUCUGUAUUUGGUGUUUGAUGUUUGAUUGGAAGUAAUUUUUUAAUUAGCAGAAGUGAUUUAAGAUAUAGUUUCUGGGUACUGUAUUGUUCAUCAAAUUGGGGAGUAUUUGGGACUUGAAGAGGCUUUCAAGGGAAUUUUCUGUUGGUGACUUGAGACUCAGGUUUGUGCCUUAGCUUCAAUAUCGAACUGUUGCACUGGAGCGUUUAGGGGUACCGGGGACGAUGUCUUCGUUAAGUAGGGAAUUGGUGUUUCUGAUAUUACAGUUUUUGGACGAGGAGAAAUUCAAAGAAACUGUUCAUAAGUUAGAGCAAGAGUCUGGCUUUUUCUUCAAUAUGAAGCAUUUUGAGGAUCAAGUUCAAGCUGGUGAAUGGGAUGAGGUCGAGCGUUAUUUGUGUGGGUUUACAAAGGUUGAAGAUAAUCGUUACUCCAUGAAGAUUUUCUUUGAAAUCAGGAAGCAAAAAUAUUUAGAAGCUCUUGAUAGACAGGAUCGGGCGAAGGCUGUUGAGAUUCUUUGCAAAGAUCUUAAGGUUUUUGCUUCCUUCAAUGAGGAACUCUUCAAGGAGAUAACUCAAUUGCUUACUCUUGAUAAUUUUAGGCAAAAUGAGCAGCUUUCGAAAUAUGGAGAUACAAAAUCGGCUCGAAACAUCAUGCUUGUGGAGCUUAAAAAGCUAAUCGAGGCAAAUCCACUCUUUCGAGACAAGCUUACGUUUCCAGCUUUCAAAAGUUCGCGACUAAGAACUUUAAUAAACCAAAGUCUAAAUUGGCAGCAUCAGCUUUGCAAGAAUCCUCGUCCAAAUCCUGAUAUUAAAACACUCUUCACAGAUCAUUCGUGCUCUCCAUCCACUGCUAAUGGAGCUCGGCCCCCGCCUCCCACAAAUAGUCCCAUUGUAGGACCAAUUCCUAAGGCUGGUGCAUUUCCUCCUAUUGGUGCUCAUGGUCCAUUUCAGCCGGUUGUUUCCCCAUCUCCUGGUGCUAUUGCUGGGUGGAUGUCAAGCAAUAAUCCUUCUUUGCCUCAUCCUGCUGUGGCAGCAGGACCCCCUGGUCUUGUGCAGCCUUCCAGUGCAGCUGCCUUCUUAAAGCACCCAAGAACGCCCACAGGUAUGACUGGGAUUGAUUAUCAAUCAGCUGAUUCAGAGCACUUGAUGAAACGGAUGCGCACUGGCCAAUCUGAUGAGGUGUCCUUUUCUGGUGUAGCACAUACUCCAAAUGUCUAUUCACCAGAUGACCUUCCUAAAACUGUUAUGCGGUCCCUUAGUCAAGGUUCUAAUGUUAUGAGCAUGGACUUCCAUCCACAGCAGCAAACCAUACUGCUAGUUGGGACAAAUGUUGGUGACAUUAGCCUGUGGGAAGUUGGUUCUCGAGAAAGGUUGGCACAUAAACCUUUCAAAGUGUGGGAUCUUUCAGCUGCUUCAAUGCCACUGCAGCAGGCGGCAUUGUUGAAUGAUGCUGCAAUAUCAGUGAAUCGAUGUGUCUGGGGGCCAGAUGGACUUAUGCUCGGGGUUGCAUUUUCAAAACAUAUUGUGCAGCUUUAUGCUUACAAUCCAACUGGCGAACUGAGACAGCAUUUGGAGAUUGAUGCCCAUGUUGGUGGUGUUAAUGACAUUGCAUUUGCUCAUCCCAACAAGCAACUGUGUAUUGUGACAUGUGGUGAUGACAAGAUGAUUAAGGUUUGGGAUGCUGUAGCUGGACGAAGACAGUAUACAUUUGAAGGUCAUGAAGCUCCUGUGUAUUCUGUCUGCCCUCAUUACAAAGAAAAUAUCCAGUUCAUAUUUUCUACUGCAAUUGAUGGGAAGAUUAAAGCUUGGCUAUAUGAUUCUUUGGGAUCUAGAGUAGAUUAUGAUGCUCCUGGACUUUGGUGUACCAUGAUGGCAUAUAGCGCAGAUGGCAGUAGGCUUUUCUCGUGUGGAACAAGUAAAGAAGGUGAAUCUCAUCUAGUUGAGUGGAAUGAAAGUGAAGGAACUAUCAAACGGACGUAUUCUGGUUUCCGGAAGCGAUCUUCAGGUGUUGUUCAGUUUGACACAACAAGGAGCCGCUUCUUAGCUGCGGGUGAUGAGUUUCAGAUUAAGUUUUGGGAUAUGGAUAAUACCAACAUGUUAACAGCAGUUGAUGCAGAUGGGGGCUUGCCUGCAAGUCCAAGACUACGAUUCAACAAGGAAGGUUCAUUGCUGGCAGUCACAACUAGUGAUAAUGGUAUCAAAAUUUUAGCUAACAGCGAUGGACUGCGCCUGAUAAGAAUGCUGGAGAGCAGGGCUAUUGAUAAAAACAGAAGCCCAUCUGAACCCAUCAACUCUAAGCCGCUGAUUGUUAAUGCACUAGGGCCUGUGGCAAAUGUUUCUUCUGGCCUUGCUACUGCACUGGAACGCGUAGAUAGAAUGCCACCUGCUGUGGCCAUUAGUAGUCUUGGUACGAUGGACAGCAGUAGGCUUGUUGAUGUUAAGCCGCGGAUUUCAGAUGAAUUAGACAAGAUAAAGAGCUGGAAAAUUCCUGAUAUUGUUGAUCAAUCUCAUUUAAAAGCUCUGCGUUUGCCUGAUUCCAUAGCAACUGGCAAGGUUGUACGGCUGAUUUAUACCAACUCUGGCCUAGCUCUCUUGGCCCUUGCCUCCAAUGCUGUGCACAAACUUUGGAAAUGGCAGCGCAGUGAAAGAAAUCCAUCUGGAAAGGCCACUGCAUAUGUUGCACCACAGCUGUGGCAGCCUCCUAGUGGAACUCUUAUGACUAAUGACAUAAGUGAUAGUAAACCUGCUGAAGAAUCUGCUGCAUGCAUAGCUUUAUCCAAAAAUGAUUCUUAUGUUAUGUCUGCAUCUGGUGGGAAGGUAUCUUUAUUCAACAUGAUGACGUUCAAGGUCAUGACAACAUUUAUGUCCCCGCCUCCUGCUGCGACAUUUUUAGCAUUUCAUCCUCAGGAUAAUAAUAUUAUUGCCAUUGGCAUGGAGGAUUCUUCAGUGCAAAUUUAUAAUGUCAGAGUUGAUGAGGUCAAAACAAAACUGAAGGGUCACCAAAAUCGAAUAACAGGACUUGCAUUUUCCCAAAGUUUAAACGUACUGGUGUCUUCAGGGGCUGAUGCGCAGUUAUGUGUGUGGAGCAUUGAUGGAUGGGAGAAAAAGAAGUCAAGGUUUAUACAAGCACCACCAGGUCGUCAAUCCCCGUUGGCGGGUGAAACUAAAGUCCAAUUCCACAACGACCAAACACAUUUAUUGGUUGUUCAUGAAAGUCAAAUUGCCAUCUAUGACAGCAAACUCGAAUGCUUGCGCUCAUGGUAUCCAAAGGACACUCUCACAGCUCCUAUUGCAAGUGCAAUUUAUUCGAGUGAUGGUUUACUGGUUUAUACUGGGUUCUGUGAUGGUGCGGUUGGAGUUUUUGACGCAGAUAGCUUGAGGGUCAGGUGUCGGAUAGCACCUUCGGCUUACAUACCUUCCUCUGUUGCGGGCAACAAUGCAUAUCCUUUGGUAAUAGCAGCUCACCCAUCUGAGCCCAAUCAGAUUGCCCUAGGCAUGAGCGAUGGUGCCGUACAUGUAGUUGAACCAUCUGAUGUGGAGCUUAAGUGGGGUGGGCCAUCCUCUCAAGAUAACGGGUCGCACCCUUCUAAUUCAUCAAAUCCUUCUCUAAGUGGUCAACAAUCAGAGCAUCCUUCUAGGUGAUGCUGGCAUAGAUAGGCGGAUUAUACGACCAGAAAAUUGUGCAUUUACCUUUGUUUUACUGAUCCUCACUUUUUGCCCUGAUCAAUUAUAUAAUGGCCUGUUGAUUCAUAUUCAUUGUAAAUCUCUCUCUCACUCUCUUGCUGGGGCCAUUCUGCUCCUUUGAACGUACUAGGAGGAAAUUGUAUAAUUUUGUUGGUUUCUAAUUUGCUGCAAAAAUAGAGGCUAAUGUUGCAUCGCAUUGGAGGCACUGCAAGAGGUUUACUGUACGUAAAUAUACAUGUUUUCCUUUAAUGAAUGACUCCUUUGAAAGCUA